Boleophthalmus pectinirostris (great blue-spotted mudskipper) is the source of this 4326-nucleotide messenger RNA. It is a transcript of the gene pof1b, whose product is annotated as POF1B actin binding protein. The transcript has 13 exons. Gene Ontology annotation, biological process: epithelial cell morphogenesis; actin filament organization; bicellular tight junction assembly. The coding region runs from base 196 to 1953 and encodes 585 amino acids. The record is from RefSeq and is a predicted model, not a curated record. Gene Ontology annotation, molecular function: actin filament binding. Lineage: Eukaryota; Metazoa; Chordata; Actinopteri; Gobiiformes; Gobiidae. Gene Ontology annotation, cellular component: bicellular tight junction; actin filament; adherens junction.
GGGGCGCCUCCCUCCAGGACUCUUCCUUUCCCAGGGUAUGUCUGUGUGAUCGGACUUUCCUGCCCGCUCUGUUCCGUGGAGGAAAACGUGUAUCUGCGGCGGCGCGCCUCACCUCCGCUGCUCCACAACCAACAACGUUUUAUCGGGAAGACUUUUAAAACUUUCUGCUUAGUGUUGGACCUGAGCUGAUCUAAAAUGUCGGUUCAGACGACUCACAAGACGACUACCACCUCGUACCGGAGCAGCAACCUGGCCUCUCAGGAGCAGAGUCCGACUUCCACCACGUACCGGACUCUCUCCGUGGCGUCACCGGAACCCACGGCCACGACGUACCGGACCCUGUCUGUGGCGUCACCGGAACCCACGACCACCACGUACCGGACCCUGUCUGUGGCGUCACCGGAGCCCACGACUACCACGUACCGAACCCUGAGAGUCGCGACACCGGAACCCGCGACCAGCGCGGUGAUCUCUGCGGCCCCCGUGUCACCGCUGCCCGUGUCACAGAUGCAGUACGCCGUGAACGGGUCCUACGAUGUCCGGUACCUGGUCCCCGUGCAGACCGCCGUGCAGCAGCCGUCCUACGUUUUCAUGCAACAGCCCAUGAUCCAGCAGCCCGUCAUGCAGCCCGUUUACGUGCAGAGUGUCCCGCAGCUCAGCGUCAGCAGCACUGAAACUGAUCACGUGUUCCAGCGGCAGACCCUGGAGAGCAUCAGUGGGAAGUCCUCAGUCUUCAGUCAGUCAUCGAGUCCCAUCAAGAGCCCGGUCCCCAGCAUGGAGGAAGAGGAGGAGGAAGAGGAGGAGGAAGAGACCGUGGAGUUGGAGGAGGUUGAGAUCGUGAACGUCAUUCAGAACAAGGCCCCUCCAGUCCUGGAGAAGAUCUCGCGGACGGAGGUGAAGACCUGCCUGACGGAGGUGCCGCCGCCCACCAAACUGGACACCAGAUACUUCGGAGAGCUGCUCGCCGAGGUUUACCGCAAGAACUGUGACAUCCACUCCUGCAUCUCCGAGCACGUGUCCAAGAUCAAGGGACAGAAAUUGGACAGCUACGAGUACAAGAUGGAGCGUGACCAGGUGGAGGCGCUCAUUCCCAAAGGAGCGACUGAACUCACUAAACAACAAAUGCGCUACUUACUCCAGACUCGUCUGACGGCGGAUAAGAGCAUGCGCCUGCUGCUCUCCACCUUCAGCACCCUGAGAGAGGAGCUGCUGCACAUGUCCGAGGACCUGCGGCGUCUGGAGGCAGAGAAGGAGACUCUGGAGCGGGACCUGGCCUUCAGAGCGGAUCAGGCCAAACAGUACAACUCUCUCCUGGAGAACGUGCGCGAGAACAACAGACAGCUGCAGAACUCUCUGAAGGAGGCGACGGUCUCUCAGCGCGCUCUGGAGUCUCAGCUCAUGAGCUGCAAGAAUAACGACUCCAGUCGAGACUUUAAGCUGAAGGAGCUGGAGGGACGUCUGCACACGCUCGAGAAAGAAAACGAGAUACUGCGCUCAAAGUUGGCCGGACAGGCGAGCAGCUCCUCUCUGCAGAUAAAGACGGAGGAGCUUUCCCGCCAGUACCGCGAGGACCUGAACUCCAUGAAAGAAGAGAAGGACCGUGAGAUCGAGAAGCUCAAGUCCCAGAUUUCUCGCCUGCAGACCCGCGUGACCUCCUCCACCACCACCACCACACAGAGCUCGUCCGCGGGGAGGAGCCUGGAGCUGAAGAUCUCCGAGCUGCUCGCCACACUGAGCCAGAGAGAGUCCACCAUCACCCGGCAGGAGGCGGAAAUCAAGAGGCUGCUACAAGAGAGAAACGACAGCUCCAAGAAUGUCACAAGGACCACCAUUACCAAGAGAUACAGUAAUCAGUAUCCCCUCCUGGCUCUGCUGGGUGAUGACUACGUGACGAGCCCGUCCACACUGCACUCGCUGCAGGAGGACAGAACUGUCGUCAUCGAGAGAACUUGAGAAAGCGUCAGAAACAGGAAUGAUCGAUCGACCGUGGAUCUGACCAGCGCCUGACCCAGUGCACGCUCCUCCCCCUAAACCCCGCCCCCUUUUCCCUCUCCUUUUACCCAGAAUGCCCUGCUCUGCUCUGCUCUGGGCUCAGGCCGAUGGUGGUGGUGUGGUUCAGUUUGUGGCUCAAAUCGGGGUGUGUUUUGGGGGUGGCUUUGCGAAAAAAAAUGGGUCCAAUCAAAUCCUUGUAUGGUUAAACUGUGCUGCGAAUUUAAAGCUGCAUUGCGUAAUUUUUCCUGGUUGGGGGGUCCCUCACCUGCUUGAUUCUAAAGAUAUGUCAUUCCUGUGCUUGGAAUGUUCCACAGUAUGACUUUUAAACAGCUCUAGUUUACAUUUAUUCAAUUUAAAUGUGGUUUUAUGGCUCAAAAAUACCGAGAAAAACAACAUUCUGACUGUGAGCGGGGUCUCCUCUACACAGAUCUGACCUGUAACUUAAUGCCAUACUGUGAAACAUUCUGAACAAAGUGAUAACAUCUCCGUAGAGACAAGCAUUUGACAGAGCCUCCACCAGAAAAGCUACACAAUGCACCUUUUAAUAAACAAAUCUACAGAGCUUGUUUUCCACUGCAUGAUGCAAAAAGCAUUUACCAACAAUAUUUUUUAUACUUUUUUAGCUUUCUACAAUAUUAUAACGUUGUUCCCUUGUCAAAAAACAUGCCUGAAGAGGAUUUAGAUGUCAUCCAUAGAUGUUUGAGUAAUUUAGUGAUCGCUAUGUGGCCCUAUUCAAAUCCUUCUUAUAAGAUACACGAUAAUUCUCCAUAAAUAUAGAAAAACUUUACUCUACAACUUCACAAACCUGAUCCAAUGUGGACUAAGAGCGUCAAAAUCGAAAGGGAAACCUAUAAAACACAUUAAUGCAUUUUUUUUUUUUUGCGAAUACAGUAUUUUCAAAACGAUAAAAGGCAAAUGUAAACGCUGUGGAUCUAAAUACGUUACACAUUAGCUCUAUUUCAUUUCUCUCCAGCGACUAGUUCAGGAAUCAGAAUACACUAGACGUUUUGCAAGAAUCCCGGAACUUGUAGACGGCGCACCGACCAAUCAGCGAAGAGCCGUGAAGUCAUGACGUCAAACUCGUGGUGUCUGUCUGUGUCCCUUUUGUGGAACAGCACAACAGUAAACAAAGCGUCGAGAUGGAUGUAGACGAAGACAGACAUUCUGUGUUGGCAACGAUUCCCGAGAUCGAGGAUUUAAAGCCUGAACAAAGAGAAAGUUUGGUGAAUUUUAUCAAGGGGAAAGACGUUAUUGUUCUUCUUCCUACGGGAUUUGGUGCAUUACAAACGUCACGACCAAACAGCAGUGAUUGGUUAAAUAAAAAAGUACCCACCGACCGUCGAGCGAAUGAAUCCUAAUGCUGCGAGGUUAGACAGUUUCUACGAAGUGAAACUGUCUGACCUGGCAGAGAUGAAUCAGGCUAUGUUAACACCCCAUGGAUUUAAAAUCUUUCUUCCUCUUUAAAGCUGCGUGUGGGAACAGAUUAUGUAGCGACGCUGCCAUCUUCUGGUGAAGCGUGACAUUGCUUUAUAUGAACUAGAAUGAUUUUAGUGCAUUGCCAAAUUACCCAAGUUGAAUUUUAUUUAGUUAGAAAUACAGCUGAUGCUUUUACCUCUUUAAUUUUCAACUAUAAUGUUGUUAGUUAAAAUAUUUUUUUAAAUACAUAAAAUUUGUACAAAAACGCAAUGGUAUAGAAUCAUAUUUAGACCUGAAAACCAAAUCUCAUACAGUGGAAAAAAUAAAAAUAAAUAAAUCAGUGUUUGUUUAAAUGACUACAGCACAUCUAUAAAUGGGAAAAUUCAUAUCUUUUCUUAUAAGCAUUUGCAAAUUUUACACUUUUAAUACAAUAUUCAAAAAAAAAAAAAAACUAAAAAAAAAAAAAAUUUUAUGUUUGUCUUUUUAUUUAAUUUUCGCUUGUAGCACAGCAGUGACUCCACCACAGCCUUGACCCAGGCACGAGGGACGUCUAAAUGCAUGUAUAUAAUAAAAAAAACAUAUAUAUAUCGUGUUUUAUAUAUAUGUAGAGAUAAAGUGAAUGUACUGGAGGUGCCCGCUGUAAAGAUGUUUAAAUGGGAGCGGUGGUUUUGUUUGUCUCUAACAGUUUUUGUUGAUUUUUUUGUUUUUUGUUUGAUUUUUUUUUUGGUGCUUUGGUCAUUAAGUGUAAAAGUGUAAGUACUAGUUGUGUUUCUAUCUGUAUUUUCAAAUUUAUAAGCAUUUUUCACAACUUUCUGAAGCCAGAGUUUAUUUGACGUCAUGCCGACACUAGCAGCAACCACACACUUCCUGAUUAUCAUACAAAAAACAUAAAUAUUAGACUUAUUUUGUCCUGAAGAG